GUACUCGCCAUUUAUUUUUGUCUUGUCGGUGGUGAAAUAACUGGUUGUUUUAUAUUAAAUUUUCCUAAAUUUAUCCAUAUUGGAUAGAAAUGGAGAACUCUAACACAAGUCCUACGGGUUCAGAGAACGAUUUAGAAGUACUUGAUCGAGGUUUGGAGAGUGAAAGUUGUACGAACUCAAGUUCAACGUUAUGGCGGAAAAGACGGGAAGUAGGUCUUCUGCGAGACCAAUGCUUCAUAGACAGCGAGAACGAACCCAGAGCGUCCCAGAAGGAAAAGAUUGUGAAGAUCUGUUUUCUUUUCCCCCAGAGACAUUGAGGCGCCAUACGUUGCUAUCCAGCGAGUUCCAAAAUCGUCCCAAUAUGAAGACAGCCAAGAACAAGAAACAUGACGUUUUUUCGACACUACAAGAGACCUUGGAAGUGCUCAGAGACGAAGCUGGUGCUAGGUCUAGGGAUUCACACAAGAGAGAUGACUUGUGGUGUCAUCCGUUUGAAAUCCCUGAGCAUCCUAUAGGACAGAGCGAAAUGAGACGAGAUGAGAUUGACUUGGAAAGGCAACAAUCGAGAAUCAUGCGAGCAGGCUCUACGACUACCUUAGAUGAAAAAAUGUUCUCUUCUACAGACGGCAGUCAUGAACAGUUACCAAUCUUUUAUCAAAGAUUAUCAAUUUCUGGAGAGAAUAGCAGCGGGGUUCCAAUAGAUGAACUGAAACAAGCUUCCAAGCUACUUGUUGAAGCCCUUUUCAUACGUUUUAAGUACAUGGUAUUAAGUAUGCAGAGUUACUGCCCUACAUUAGCUGAGUCAUUAAAUUCUGUACAUGAAGACUACAACUUAGAUAAGUUUAUGGCUUCGCGAAAUAUGGACAAGCCUAAACCUCCACCCAAAAGAGAUCUUGAGUUCUAUAAUUAUUCCAGUCACUCUCCAUUUGACCAGGAAAUCCCUGGUGACUGUGGCUACAAGGUGAAGAUGGUUGAUGGUGUCAUACAAGUGAUGUCCAGCGGUAAUUCAGACGGUAGUGAGAAGAAGUGUGAGGUCAUUCAUCCCUUUCCUGAUCUUCAAGAGUUCUUUGACGAUCAAAAUGUUUUAUUUGCUUUGUCGACCCAUGGACCUAUCAAAUCUUUUUCCUACCGUCGCCUGAAGUAUCUAGAGUCUAAAUACAACCUUCAUGCUUUGCUCAAUGAUUUGAAGGAGAUUGCAGCCAUGAAGGAGGUACCACAUAGGGAUUUCUAUAAUGUUAGAAAGGUAGACACUCACGUGCAUGCUGCAUCCUGCAUGAACCAGAAGCAUCUGUUGAGGUUCAUAAAGAAGAAGAUGAAGACUGAAGGUGAUGUUCCUUGCAUCAAGAUCGACGGCAAAGUGGCAACAUUAAGAGAAGUGUUUGCCAUGCUGAACUUGACRCCAUAUGACUUGAGUGUGGAUACGCUGGACGUCCAUGCGGACAGUAACACAUUCCAUCGUUUUGACAAGUUUAACUCUAAGUACAAUCCUGUYGGUGAAAGUCAACUGAGAGAGAUAUUCUUAAAAACGCAAAACCACAUCAAUGGAAAGUACUUUGCCCARCUAUUGAAAGAAGUAUUUGCAGACCUUGAGGAGAGCAAGUACCAGAAUGCAGAAUAUCGUAUUUCAAUAUAUGGACGUUCUAGGGAUGAAUGGGACAACUUGGCCAAUUGGGCUGUAGAACAUAAAGUAUACUCCCAGAAUGUACGCUGGCUUAUUCAAGUUCCAAGGCUUUAUGAUGUCUAUAGGUCUAAGAAUUUAGUGCAGAACUUUGAGGAGGUACUAGAGAACUUGUUCAUGCCGAUGUUUGAGGCAACACUCAACCCACAGUCUCAUCCACAACUGCACCAGUUCUUAACACAGGUGAUAGGAUUCGAUAGCGUUGAUGAUGAGAGUAAAGGAGAGAGUCAUCUGUUCAGUCAGAACAGCCCACUACCAGCCAACUGGACAUCAGAGGACAACCCUCCCUACUCUUACUACCUGUACUACAUGUAUUCCAAUAUGGUCUGCUUGAAUCAUCUUAGACGAGAGCRAGGUUUCAAUACCUUCAAGCUUCGUCCACACUGUGGUGAGGCUGGCCCCGCCCAUCAUUUAGUGACAGCCUUCAUGUUGAGUGAGAACAUUUCCCAUGGCCUACUGUUAAGAAAGGUUCCUGCUCUCCAGUACUUGUACUAUCUAGCACAGAUCGGAAUCGCCAUGUCACCGCUCAGCAACAACUCGCUGUUUCUCAACUACCAGCGCAACCCGUUACCAGAAUUCCUCUCAAGAGGGUUGUUAAUCUCCCUCUCUACUGACGAUCCCCUCAUGUUUCAUUUCACCAAGGAACCACUGAUGGAGGAAUACAGUAUUGCAGCUCAAGUCUGGAAAUUAAGCCAGUGUGACAUGGCGGAACUGGCGCGUAACAGUGUACUGAUGAGUGGCUUCGAAGACGAGGUGAAGCAUCAGUGGAUUGAAAACGCGACUGGGGGGAAUGAUAUCACAAARACUAAUGUACCUAACAUCAGGGUGGCGUUCCGGCAGGAAACUCUUACUGAAGAACUGAAGACAAUUUGCGAAGGAGCACGCGAUUAGAGCCAUGUUCCGCAGGAAAAUACUCCAGGGCGUGCGCCACGCAAGACAAAUGGCCAACGUAAAAAUGUGAUUAGAAUUACGUGAGUAAGACAAACAAAUAAGAAAAUGAUGAAUUUACGAAAUAAAUAAAAAAGAGAACAAGAUUUAGUAAUAGAUAACGUAGUCAGCUUAGCAAUCCAAGCCGAGUAAAGGAAAGAAUCCCUCUGUUAUCGCUAAACAUCGUAACCCAAUAGGGAAACGCACGGUACCUCGACUCUCAAAUGGUUUCCCGCUUACCCAAUCGCAGUUAAAAACUAGGAAACCAUUUAAGUGUCACGCUACCUCAAUUUGUUUUCGAAAUCUUCAUCUUACGAGUAAUAUCAUUUUGCUUUCUUAAUAUUUCAAACUUCACUUAUAAAAUUAAAAAUAUUACUUUUCAUCGUCCCUUCAAGGGAUUUAAAAUUUUUAAAUUUUAAAUGAAAAUCUGAAUAUUCCUAAACAUUUCAAGUUUCAAUUAUAACAAUUUUCAAUAUACAAAUACAUUUAUUCAAAUUCUAUUUUAAURCCUUCUAACAAUAUAACAUAAAAUUAACCAUCUAUUAUUGGUCAUUAUGCUAUUGGAUCUUGAUUGGUUUCAUAACUAUUAAUCUGGUCACUUGCAAGCCAGCAUCUUGCAAAAUACCUGGCAAUAUAAAGUCAUGUAGAUCCACAGUUUAUUUGACAGUCUUUAAAAUUUUAAUACCGUGUUAGUCGAAGCCUGGAAGCUUUUUUCUUGUAGUAUUUAAUGCAGGAAAAAAACAAAUGUGGUUAAAGCUGCUGUUGGAUAUCAAGCUCACACUUUUUUGAGGCGCCGUUGCGCACAGUGAUUUCUCAUUCAACUUGUCUCGCGAAAAAAAUUGUACCUUAGUAAGAGGUUUUAUGGGUGUGCAAAUAGGAUUGUCCGACUUUUUGUUGCAGGAGUAGAACUACCUUGUACUCUCUGCACCCACCUGUAGCAAUUUUCUGAUAGACAAGUUGCAAAGGAAUCCGGUGCGCAACAUAGUCUUGAAGCAACCUGAAAUUUUUAUCGUUUAACACGCUAUUUAGUUUGUAAAUAAUUUCUAAACAUUAUUCGGGUAACAUGUCAAUUUAUUUCUAAUGUUUUACAUUAACUAUUAUACGUAAACCCAACGAUAAAUCUUGGUUGGUAAAAGAAAAAUCUUACAAAUUAUUUUCCCAUUUUCUUGUAUCCAUUCGUUUCUAAAUGUUCAAUAAAUAAAAUAAAA
Molecule: messenger RNA, 3813 nt
Organism: Actinia tenebrosa (Australian red waratah sea anemone)
Lineage: Eukaryota; Metazoa; Cnidaria; Anthozoa; Actiniaria; Actiniidae
Product: AMP deaminase 2
Biological process (GO): IMP salvage; AMP metabolic process
Cellular component (GO): cytosol
Molecular function (GO): AMP deaminase activity
Source: RefSeq, a predicted model, not a curated record